This is a messenger RNA of Danaus plexippus (monarch butterfly), 1166 nucleotides long. Its product is annotated as tRNA (guanine-N(7)-)-methyltransferase. Gene Ontology annotation, biological process: tRNA methylation; RNA (guanine-N7)-methylation. The record is from RefSeq and is a predicted model, not a curated record. The transcript has 6 exons. Gene Ontology annotation, cellular component: tRNA methyltransferase complex. The coding region runs from base 431 to 1153 and encodes 240 amino acids. Gene Ontology annotation, molecular function: tRNA (guanine(46)-N7)-methyltransferase activity. NCBI's taxonomy places the organism in Eukaryota, Metazoa, Arthropoda, Insecta, Lepidoptera, Nymphalidae.
AUAUUUAUUUAAUAAUUGAGUUUUGGUACAAUUUAAAAUACCACUUGGAUAUAAUUUUUAUUUUUAUGGAUAAAGGGUGUCAGUUGUCAGUUGUCACUUUGUUAACUCACAUUUAUGUUAAAACUUUAUUUAUAAGUCACAACUCCUAACCUACAAAGUGCCUUUAAACGUUUGUUAUUAAUUUUUUUAUAAUAACUAUUUCAAAAUUGUUGUUGUCAUAUGUCCCUUUAAAAUGUUAUGAAAUCUAAGAGGGUAAUGCAGAAAUGGUCUUGAAUCGUAUCACGAGGACUAAUUAAAAAAAUAAUAUUAUCAGUUAAAAGUUUUCAUCGCAUUUCCUCAUGUUAUAAGACAAAUAAGCCUACGUGUUUUAUUUCUUGUUACUUUAUUUGGGAUAAAAAGUCUAUACUUGUAAAAUAACUAUUAGUAGGAAAUGGCCCUUCCACAAAAAAAGUACUAUCGACAGCGAGCACAUUCUAAUCCUAUAGCAGAUCAUUGCUUUGAAUACCCUGCACAUCCUGAUGAAUAUGAUUGGUCGAAUUUAUAUCCAAUUCUAAAGAAAGAAUCAUCAAAGAAAAAUGUUGAAUUCCUUGAUGUUGGUUGUGGUUAUGGUGGACUACUAGUUACAUUAUCACCAAUGUUUCCGGAAAACCUAAUGCUGGGAUUGGAAAUUCGUGUCAAAGUGUCAGAUUAUGUAAAUGAUAGAAUUUUAGCAUUUAGGAAACAAUUUCCAGAUCAAUAUCAAAAUAUUGCUGUGCUAAGGACAAAUGCAAUGAAAUACUUACCUAAUUUCUUUCACAAGGGUCAGCUUAAGAAAAUGUUCUUCUUAUAUCCGGAUCCUCACUUUAAAAAAGCCAAGCAUAAGUGGAGGAUUAUUAAUAAAUGGCUUUUAUCAGAAUAUGCUUAUGUACUUGCAGAACAAGGUAUUGUUUAUACAAUAACAGAUGUUAAAGAUUUACAUGAUUGGAUGGUAACACAUUUUGAAGAACAUCCUUUGUUUAAAAGAAUUCCAGAUGAUGAAUUGAAAAAUGAUGUUAUUGUAGAAAAAUUAUUUGAAAGUACUGAGGAAGGACAGAAAGUUACAAGAAAUAAUGGAGAAAAAUUUCUUGCUGUGUUUCAAAGGGUAGCUGAUAAUUUUGUAGAAUAUAAUAAAUAACUACUGCAAUAAA